This is a messenger RNA of Triticum turgidum subsp. durum (durum wheat), 636 nucleotides long. Lineage: Eukaryota; Viridiplantae; Streptophyta; Magnoliopsida; Poales; Poaceae. The record is from the annotation of a GenBank genome assembly.
AUGAUUCUGAAUGUCCUCACGCUGGGUGUGCUCCUCGGCUGCCUUGGCUAUGGCACCCACGGCUGGGACCCGGUGUGCGGCGAGCAGGCUGGCCGCAUGGAGUGCCCCGACAACAAGUGCUGCAGCAAGGAUGGGCAGUGUGGCCUAGGCCCCGACUUCUGCGGCGAGGGUUGCCAAAGCGGCGCCUGCUGCGUGAGCUUGCGGUGUGGCUCGCAGAACGACGGCAAGACGUGCCCCAACAACCAGUGUUGUGGCCAAGACGGGGUCUGCGGGUUCGGCAACGAGUACUGCGGCGCUGGCUGCCAGAGCGGCGCGUGCUCGCAGGGCAUGCAAUGCGGCAGCCACAGGCCAUGCCCCGGGAACUUCUGCUGCAGCCACGCAGGUUGGUGCGGUCUUGGCCCUCCCUUCUGCGGGACUGGGUGCCAGAGCGGAGCCUGUUGCAGCUCGGACCUUAAGCGGUGCGGCAACAGAGGCUGUGGUCGUGUGUGCGACGACAAUCUGUGCUGCGGCAGGGAUGGCUACUGCGGUAACGGCAAGGCCUACUGCGGCGGCGGCUGCCAGGGCGGUCCAUGCUCCUGCGACGCUGCCGGCGGCGGUUUCAGCCACACUGUACAACGGGGACUAGGUGAGUCAUGA